This is a messenger RNA of Misgurnus anguillicaudatus (oriental weatherfish), 1526 nucleotides long. Its product is annotated as beta-1,3-galactosyl-O-glycosyl-glycoprotein beta-1,6-N-acetylglucosaminyltransferase 4-like. The record is from RefSeq and is a predicted model, not a curated record. Gene Ontology annotation, molecular function: acetylglucosaminyltransferase activity. Gene Ontology annotation, cellular component: membrane. NCBI's taxonomy places the organism in Eukaryota, Metazoa, Chordata, Actinopteri, Cypriniformes, Cobitidae.
UGACUCCACCUCUGCUUACUGCAGACAGUCGGUUUCUCUGAGAUGACAUCAGUAUCAGAUUCAGAAUGGGGAAACUGUGGCGUCAGCACAUCAAAAAGGUCAUACCAGUUUAUAUGACAUUGAUACUCCUAAUGUGUGCUUUAACAGUCCUAUUUUCAAGAGUGAAUGAAGAUGACUGUUGCGUUAAUACCUUCGGGGCAACAGGAGUGUUUGGCAGACAACGAUUGACAGUAAAAUAUGGCAUUAAUUGUUCUGCAAUAUAUGACAUGGGACCAGUAGAAGUGGCAAAAUCUGUAUUCAUCCGUAAAAACCAAAGCUAUGUGGGGCCAAGUGACAUCAGUAUUGUGAAUGUCACUUCUGAUUGUGAUCAGUUUAUUACAUCAAAAGGUUAUGGUGCGGUACAAGGCUCUGAGUCUGAGCAUGAGUUUCCUCUUGCUUACUCUUUGGUCGUUCACAAGGAUGCAGAUCUUGUGGAGAGGUUGCUAAGGGCCAUUUAUAUGCCACAUAAUGUUUAUUGCAUACAUUAUGACCUGAAGUCCUCAUAUGACUUUAUUUCAGCGAUGCAAGGUCUGGCCCGCUGCAUCCCUAACGUCUUCAUUGCCUCAAAACUGGAGAGGGUGCAGUAUGCAGGCAUCUCACGCCUUAAAGCAGAUCUUAAUUGUCUGUCUGAUCUCCUGGAGUCUGAGGUGAAGUGGAAGUAUGUCAUCAAUCUGUGUGGUCAGGACUUUCCACUGCGGACCAACGCUGAACUAGUGUCAGAUCUAAAGAUGCUUAAAGGCAAGAACAUGGUAGAGACCAAGCGACCAGGAGGAAAGAAAGUGCGUUGGAGUUUCCACUAUGCUCUGAAAAAUAAGGAAUCUGAAUACUAUUCAGUUCCUAUGAAAACGUCUGAGGAGAAAUCUCCACCACCUCAUAACAUCGAAAUGUUUGUGGGAAGUGCAUACUUUACACUUUCACGGGAUUUUGCACUUUUUGUUCAGUGGAGUUCUCUAGCCAGAGAUUUCUUGGUUUGGUCUGAGGACACAUACUCACCUGAUGAACAUUUUUGGGGAACUCUUGUUCGUGUGCCUGGAGUACCAGGAGAGGUGCCAAGAACUGACCCUGACAUCCCACUACUGAAAAGUAAAACCCGUCUGGUAAAGUGGGAAUAUUUAGAAGGGAACUUUUACCCACCAUGCACUGGGAAACAUGUACGGUCUGUGUGUAUUUAUGGUGCUGCUGAGCUCAGAUGGCUUCUUGACUAUGGUCACUGGUUUGCUAAUAAAGUGGACCCAAAGGUGGAUCCUAUUCUUAUUGAAUGUUUAGAAGAGAUGCUUUUAGAAAAACAAAGGAUGUCUGUAUGAUGAUAGCUGUAUUAUUUUGUAUUUAAAAAGUACUGCUACUUUUAGAAGGUAACUAAUGUCACGGAUCGGAUAGUGGAUGCAAGUGCAAGUUUUAACAGAUGAUUUAGUUUACAAAUAACAAAAACCAAAACAGAACUCCAUACAUCAGACUUAAAUGGGAACUGGAAACAGGAUCAAAUACAC